This is a messenger RNA of Austrofundulus limnaeus, 3844 nucleotides long. RefSeq names its product transmembrane protein 161B (gene tmem161b). Bases 218 to 1696 code for a protein of 492 amino acids. The record is from RefSeq and is a predicted model, not a curated record. The transcript is spliced from 12 exons. NCBI's taxonomy places the organism in Eukaryota, Metazoa, Chordata, Actinopteri, Cyprinodontiformes, Rivulidae.
AAUACUUGUAAGAGGAGGGUGAAUCCAUUGAUUUUUCCGACCAUGUAGCCCUUUUCAGUGACGAUACUGUGACAGUUUUUACAAGCAAACUUUUCAUUUUGUGCUCCACCAUCACAAGAAGGGCUUAUGUGCUCCUCGCCGCUUGAUUUCCGACUAGAGGUGCUCUGUGUUGCUGCUGGUGUAGAGUCUGUUUUAGCAGCUGCAGCACUGCAUCAACAUGGGUGUGAUUGGUGUGCAGCUGGCAGUUACCAUGGUAAUGGCCAGUGUAAUCCAGAAAAUUUUACCUCAUUAUUCCUUUGCAAGAUGGCUAUUGUGCAGUGGCAGUCUACGGUGGUAUCAGCACCCUACAGAAGAUGAGUUGAGGAACUUGGCUGGGAAACAAAAAGGACAGAAGAAAAAAGACAGGAAGUAUAAUGGUCACAUAGACAAUAAGCCAUUAACUGUUCCAAAGGACAUAGACCUGCAGCUGGAGACGAAAUGCAUCACAGAAGUCGACACUUUAGCAUUGUAUUACUUCCCGGAGUUCCAAUGGCUCGUAGAUUUUACAGUAGCAGCGAGUGUYGUCUAUCUGAUAACAGAACUUUACUACAGUGUGGCUCAGCCCUCUGGAGAGAUGAACAUCAGUGUGGUCUGGUGCCUACUUGUGCUCGCCUUUGUUAUUAAGUCGCUUUUCUCCCUAACGGCCCACUACUUCAAGCUGGAGGAAGGAGGAGAACGCUCACUCUGUAUUACAUUUGCUUUCUUUUUUUUUGUCAAAGCCAUGGCCAUUCUUAUUGUCACUGAAAACUACCUGGAGUUUGGUCUUGAAACAGGUUUUGCCAACUUUUCUGACAGCGCUCAACAAUUUUUGGACUAUCAGGGCCUGGAGUCACAGGGUCCCAUAUCUAAACUCACUUUCAAGCUGAUUCUGGCCCUGCUCUGUUCUCUGAUUGGAGCAUUUUUAACCUUCCCUGGCCUACGGCUUGCCCAGAUGCACUUAGAUGCACUCAAUUUAACCACAAACAAAAUUACACAGAUUCUGCUUCAUAUCAACUUCCUGUCCCCUCUCAUCAUGGUCCUGCUCUGGGUGAAACCUAUUACCAAGGACUACAUAAUGAAUCCCACUCUGAGAAAAGAAAGUGUGCCUUUGAUGACUGAACAGACGUACGAUACGUUGCGGUUAUGGGUUAUUAUACUGAUGUGUAUGCUCCGGCUCGCCAUGAUGAGACAUCACCUGCAGGCCUACCUCAACCUGGCACAGAAAGGUGUAGUCCAGAUGAAGAAGGAAGCGGGACGGAUAAGUACUGUUGACCUGCAGAAGAUGGUUGCUCGUGUUUUUUACUACUUGUGUGUAAUCGCACUACAGUAUGUGGCACCCCUGGUGAUGUUGCUACAUACAACUUUGCUGCUAAAAACCUUAGGUGGUCACUCCUGGUGGGUCAAUCCCCAAGAAGACCUGCCGUGCAUCCAAGAAAUGAACUCUGAUUCUGUAGUGGGGGCAGAACCAGUUGCAUCCUCACAACCAGCUUCAGUGGUUGAAACAGGAGCUCAGGCAUCAGUAGUUCAACUUUCAAUGGCUCUUGGUGGCCUGCGGACAGUUUUUAGCCCCUUACUUUUCCGGGGCCUUUUCUCCUUCUUCACUUGGUGGAUUGCUGCCUGUCUUUUUUCCACCUCACUUUUUGGCCUCUUCUAUCAUCAGUAUCUUAUGGCAGCAUAGCAUCAACAAUCCAAGAGUGGCAUUCACCCCACCCCCACAGUUCUACUGUGUAUUGAUUGUGGUCAAAAAGAACAUAAUGGGGGGCAACAUAGGCCUACCAGUGACUCUAUUCCAAAGCUUCCCCUUCCCCUAAUCUGUGACCACCUCAGACUGAUCAGAUCAUAUCAUCAGAACUCUUGUUUUUCGUUCCAGCGCUUCCUCCUCAGAUGACUGUGAACUCUGGUUGAUGGUUUUACAUUUACAACCUUGGGUUUUCUUAUUUGUGCUGCAAAUGUUUUAAGCCACAAGACAACCAUAAAGACGUGUCAUUACUGAAUUAGCAAAACAACAUAGAGCGUCUGUUUUUUCAGAGGUCGCCUCAGCCAGCAAAAUUGCACUGGGAAGUGUCAUUUUAUGUCGGGUGUCCUUCCUGAUGCAAUUGAACCUGCUCCAAGAUUCUGUACAAAUUUUAUAUGGUAAAGCACUCAAAGAUGCUUGUCACAAUUAAUUGUUAAAAUGUUGUCUAUCAGUUCUCUUAGGUCUGCAUUUUUUUUUCUUUUAAGCCAACAGGAAAGCUCAAAUAAUGUUGUUGGUUCACAAAGAAGUAACAACCGUCUGUCUAAUCCAUUAAUAUUAAUAGUUUCUGAUUUGUAAUACCUUCAACUUAAAAAAAAGUGCAGCUUCAUACAGAUGUAGAACAUUUUAAAUGUCAGUUUCCAGUGGGAGGGAAUGCAGCUUUUAGAAACGACACUCACCACAAACUUCUUCAAGUCUGGCCACAUGCAGUCAAAGGUCUUGAAAUUGAGCACAGACUGUAUUCCAGGCUGUAACAAAGUAUAUUUUUAUCAAUAUGUUGUUGAAGUUAAUUUUGGUUGCAAUAUUUUCAUCAUUGUAGUCUGACCUCACACCUCAGUGGGUAUUUGUUUUGUGUUCAAUACGGCUGUCUGCCCAACUUGGUGAAUUCUUGCAUUUGUUUCUUACUAAAGAUUUUACAGUUUUUGGCCUGUUUUCUCUCAAAUAUCUUAACCUGUUGUGUUGAGGACCAGGGAGUCUGUUUCUGGGAGGACAGUGUGUCAGUCUACAGAUAAUUCUCAGGAUGGCUGGCUGGGAAGGCACUGUGAUCUUAAAUGAAGGUUUAAGAAGUGGGGAGGAAUGAGAGCUGUAUUUGCAAAGAGCAAGAAGAGAUGAUUUCUAACUUGACUUGAAGUUUGAGUUUAACUGAGCUUGCCAUAGAGGACAAACGUGGAUUUUACAAUAGAAGAUGUAUUUGUUGUUUCAUGUUUUAUGGUUUAAACUGAGCCAUUUUAUUGUAAGAAUUCUAAGUUGUUGUUGAGCAGCAACUUUGACUCAAAGGGAGGACAGUGAGUCAGGCUCAGUCAGGGUUUGCGCUGGUGUUUGUGUGUCUGUCUGCAGGCAUGUGAUCUCUGCUGUACGUCAGAUGUAAUCUGAAAGGGCAUUGUGAUCAAAAGACGUCGGCUGCUGUUAGAAUACCACCUUUAUGUUCUGCAGAGGUUUUAUUAUUAUUUUUGAGAAGAUCAAAUAGUGCAUUUAUAGAAAGUGAAUUUUAAAAUAGUGCCAAGUGAAUCUCUUAACCCUGCUCUCGGAUGAUUUUGGUUCAUUUCUGCAGCCUUCAGUUUUCUGUAGAACCAAGAGGGAAUCAGCAGUUCUGGUUCACACAAGGACAUUAUCUGCUGAGUUUUUCAAUCCUGUCAUUGACGGAGAAAUAUACGCACAAAUUGUGAUUGUGUUGAUGACCCUCUGGUCAGCAUGACUGUUCAGUGUCAUUAGGAUUUUAAAAGUACAUGAUGCCAGAUUAAUUACAGAUUACACAAUGUCUGCGUUUCUGGUCUAACAAGCUGCUGUUUUACCUGUUGUGUAAUCCAGCUGGAAUUUGUAAAUUCCAUUUGUGAGUUUGUACACAACACAAAAAGUCCAGCAGCACCAUAUCACCAUUUCUAUACUCCCAGUUUUGAAAGUCUUAGCUUUAGUUUGUAUCUGUUUGAAACAAUGGAGAAUAUGCACAUGGUGAAUGUAUCAAUCCUGCCUAACUUUUAGAAUAUUUUCUUUAUGAAUUGAAAAGUGAUUUAUUUGUUUGCAUUGAUUUAACACCCCUCAUCCCUGCACUUAAUGACUGUAUUUAAUUUGUUUUUGUUCUUUUUUAAACACAAU